GCGCAGCGGGCUCCCGACCUUGCGGUCCUGGCGCAUCCCUUCUCCCUCCCGGGCCUCGCUCUCCUGCAGAGCGACCCGGAUCGGCCUCUCCUCCCGCCGGCCCGGCUCACUCAUCCAACCGGAGCUGGCGGCCCUCGGGGACAGUGGGCGGGGCCCGACCCGCGGGCCGAACCUGCGUGGAGCCCGGCGCCGUGGGGCUGCGAUCGCGGGACUCAGGGCCGCACAAGGGACAUGAUGCCCGAACCAGGUUUUCAGGAAUAAUCGGGAGUUUGUGUUGCGCACCGUGUGGGGACACUGCACGAAGUGCUUAUCUGCGUUAUCACCGAGUCUUCCCAACGACUCGUAGUGAUGGAGACUGGUGUCUUCCCCGUUUUUAGCUGCGGAAACGGAAGCCUCGGUAGCUUUGCCCAGCUUAUACAGUGAAUGACAGAGCCAGAAAUGGACUUCCCAAGCCUAGACUCUUAACCAUACCUCUGCACUGCCUCCCUGCUGUACCCGUAAGCCAAGUGUUUGACCAGUGCCCUUCGAACACAUCUUUUGUCUCAGCUCUGUACCCGUUGGCCCUCUGAAGGGAAUACCGCGAGGCAGACUCCUCAGCCCCUGCCUUCUAGGCUGUGUACUCCUGAACCAGUCGACUGAAAACGCAGAGCGCUCCAGUGAGUGGUGCGGGCUGUUUAGAGGAGGGAGAGAUGGCAGCCAGCUGGCAUGCAUCAGGUAGGAUGCUGAUUUGAGCUGGAUGUGAUUUGGAAGAACAUUCCAGGUCGGGGACAGCCAGAGCAAAGACUCACAGGAGGCAGCGACAUUUGAGGAUGUGACCAAAGACUGGAAGUGUUAGGAAGCCUCUCAGAAGGAUUGCAGCAGGGGCGCAAUGCUGGACACUUGUGAGAACAUGAUCCCCCCGGGACCCUCCUUACAGUUCUCCACGAUGCCACAGAGAGCUGGAAAUGAUCCCCCUGGGGUUUCAAAUCUAAGUGAAAAGGAGCUAAGUAACAUGAGAGAAAAGUUUCUCAUCAGCGUGACAAAGUUAGUGGAAAGCAAAAGUUACAACAGCAAGGUAUUUUCCAAAGAAAAGUACUUUCAAACAAUAAAGGAAGUCAAAGAAGCUAAGGAGAAGGGGAAGAAGUCAUCGCGUGAUUAUCGCCGUGCAGCAAAAUACGACGUGAUCUCUGUGCAAGGCACAGAGAAACUAAUAGAGGCUACUCACGGAGAACGAGCUCGAAUACGGUAUUAUGUACACAAGGAAGAGCUGUUUGACAUUCUUCAUGACACACAUCUCAACAUUGGCCAUGGCGGGCGGACACGCAUGCUCAAGGAGCUGCAAGGAAAAUAUGGGAAUGUCACCAAAGAAGUCAUUGUCUUAUAUCUGACUCUGUGUAAACAGUGCCACCAGAAGAACCCAGUACCCAAGAGAGCCCUUGCCCCCAAGCCCGUGCCGUUUAAGGACACUGACUCCAGAUGCCAAGUUGAAAUCCUUGACAUGCAGUCAAAUGCUGAUGGUGAGUUCAAGUUUAUUUUAUAUUACCAGGACCACUUGACCAAGUUUACUAUUUUACGGCCAUUAAAAGCCAAACAGGCCCAUGAGGUGGUCGGUGUCCUAUUGGAUAUUUUCACAAUUCUUGGUGCACCCAGCGUGUUAGAAUCUGACAGUGGCACGGAGUUCACAAACCAGGUUGUCAGUGAGCUCAGUGUGGUGUGGCCAGACCUAAAGGUCAUCCCUGGUAAGUACCACCCUGGCCAAGGCCAGGGCUGCCUGGAACAAGCAAGCCGUGAUGUCAAGAACAUGCUCAGUGCCUGGAUGCAGAGUAACCACUCUCAUCACUGGGCUGAAGGCCUGCGGUUCCUGCAGAUGGUGAGGAAUCAGGCCUUUGAUGUUUCCUUGCAGCAGAGUCCAUAUGAGGCCAUGUUUGGUUGUAAAGCCAAAUUUGGACUCUAUUCCUCACACUUACCCCGAGAGACCGUGGCUGUUUUACAGACAGAGGAAGAACUGGAAAUUGCUGAAGAACAGCUAGAAAGCAGCCUCUGGAUGAGGCAGGAAGAAAGGGCGGAGGUCGGAGCAGACCGAUCUGACAUGGACGAGGAUGUCAGUCCCACUCCUCCCGCAGCUGCAGGGCCCAGCACCUCCCGAGGGGCCUCAGGUCUCUUCUGCUGGUAAACAGACACCUGCGUCUGCGCACCACGUAGCCCCCUGGGAACUGCUGCCAAGGCCCCGGAUGAGAGGAGUGAAGGCCACCCUCCCAGGAAAGCUGUCUGUGUUCGUCUUGCCCAGAGGGGCAAAGCGACUCGGGUCUCUGAUCUCAGGCUGCCCCAACAAUUACCGCAAAUGGAGGCUUAAAACAACAGCACUCUUCUCUCUCAUGGUUCUGGAGGCCAGAGGUCCAAAAUCAAGGUGUGGGCAGCGUGUGUUCCUUCUGGAAGCUCUGAGAAGAGUCCAUUCUUUACCUUUCUCCUUUCACUAGUGACUGCUGGCAGUCUUUGCAUCCCUUGGCUUAGAGUAGCAGAAAUCCAGUCUCCGCCUCACCUGCACGUGGGUCUUCACAUGGCCUUCUCCCCUCUGUCUGUGUGUGUGCUCCUUUUCUGUCUCUUACAAGGACACGGUUGGACUCCAAAUCUAUGUCGUUGGACUUAGGGCCCAUCCUGAUUGAGGAUGAUCUCACGUCAAGACCCUUAAUUUCAUCUGCCAAGACCCUUUUUCCAAGUAAGGUCACAUUCACAGGUGCUAAGGGUUUGGACUUGGAUGUAUCUUUUUAGGGCACUACACUUCUACCAACUGCAGUCAGUAGAAGAGUAUAUUUGCCUGCGGAACACGAACAUGAACUAAUGGGCUCUGAAGCCUGUAGAGCUGGUGGGACUGCCCUGCAUAUAUUUAGUGCCUGUUCCUGCACCUCACACACAUAGCCCAAAAUGGGGGCAUCAGAGAAAAAGUUGCUGAUGGAGGACAAAUAAUGAGAAGAAAGGAGGUUGAUCGAACGUGCCUCAGAGACUGGCUGCUCCACCAGCUGAGCUCUGUUUCCUGCUUCAAGAGAAACCUGAUGUACCAUUCCCACUCAGAAUGACACCCACGGGGAUUAUCGUGUGACCUGCCUGAAACAUAUUUUAAAAGUAGGUCAAAAUUAAGGCACGGCUGGGGUUUGGGUCUGAGUCUGCCAGUUUUCUAUGCUUCAAGCACAACACAGCAUGUACUCUUGGAACAGGUCAGCGCAUUCCAGGAAGUGACCAACAGCAGGGAAACAACUAAGGACUCCGGAGCAAAAUGCAAAAGUUGGCCUGAGGUCACUGCUCCAAGCAGAGAAGAAUCGAGCAAAGGCCAGUCUGAGUCAUAGUGCCGAGUCCAGGGAAGGGUCACUCCUGGGAUCCGUGCACUGCUGUAUUCUCAAGGCAGGGAGAGUACCUAGCCCAUCGGAGGUGUUCAGUAAGGAUUUGUUGAGUGAACAAAUGACCCUGCAGAGAUAGACACAGGGAAGGAGGAGGGCCUGCAGUCCCUUAUUCUCCCGUUCAUUCUUCCUGCAUGUCCACAGCCCUCUCCAAACCAUUCUGGUUGCCCCUGGUGCUGGUUUCCCCUUCUGAAAGGGGCAGGAACGGUCCCCAAUGCCGCCUGCCUCACAGGGUGGUGGUGAAGACAGUGAGAUGCUGCAUAUGAAGUCCUGCCCUGUGAGUUGUCCUUGCUGCCAGCACGUCUUGCCCUCCUUGUGAAUGUUGGAGAUCUCUGACCGCUGCCAUUCCUUUGCUGAUUCAACAGUGUUACCCUGGGUAUCCAGGCAGCCUGCAUUAUUAUUAGAGGGGAGGUGGUAUCACUUUCCAGCUUGCGUGGGGAGACCAGCAUCCUGCUCUGCCCUUGGCCAGCAGCUCACGUUCCCUUCUUCCUGUAUCACUCAGGGGAGCAGGGCCUGGGAGGCCCGACCUGACUGAUGUUGCCAGCCCUCCCCCCGCGCUGACCUACUACCUCCUGGUUGCGGAGCAAACCAGGAAGCACAUCGUCACCUCGUGUGGGUGCGAGGUGACAUGAGGCACGACACUACUGUCUUUCCCGGGGGCGGGGCUGCAAACAACCUAGGUUUGCGGAGCUGCUGUGUCCGCCUUCCCCUUUUGCUCCUUAGUGUCGGCCAUGGAGGGAGCUGGAGGUGGACGCCCAGACCCCGUCCAGCCUUACUCUGCGUGAUCGCGUUUCAGCAUCUGGAACAGAACCGACUGCUUUCCGUGAGCAAGUAUAUUUUGUCCACAUAAUGUUUUUUUAAUUUAAAACAUUAAUUGCCAUCACUUUCAGAACCGAAGAUUUCGUAUAAAAAUCUGGAUGUCUAGCACCUCUUGAAAACUUGGAAGAUCUUGCCCCCCCGCAUUUCUGCAUUUCAGUAAACAACCAAGUGGUAACCCCCAGGAGGCAGUCCACGCCUGCCUUUUACACUUGGCCACCACCUGGGCCAUUCGUGUUUUUUGCAUACGCAUUUCUGUCGCCCACUGCUAAAGAAAGGCAGAAGAAGUCCGAAUGUGACUAAAAGCCCGAGACAGACCCAUGUAUCUAGGAUUUUAUGAUAAAAGAGGCAACAGCAGUGGGAGGGGUUGUAUUGUUCAAUUAAUGGUGUUGAUCAAUUAUAUGUCAAUAAAAAAAAUAACAGUGCUGGAUCGUAUAGCUAUCCAGCUGGGAAAAAAAUGAGGUCUGAUCCCUAAACAUAAAAAAACAAAACUGUACAAGUAUUGGGGAAAAGAAAUAGGAGAUGUUUGUGAUCUUGGAAUGGAGAAAGGCAGAAAAGGUAACUAUACUUGGCUACAUAAAAAUGUUAAAUAUCUAUGAAAAGUAACUCCUUUUAAAAAGGUAAAUGACAGGCUGGGAGAAAAUAUUUGCAAUAUCUAAAACAGGCAUAAGGUACUGUCAACUGAAAAAAAAAUGCACAACCUAAAAGUUGAGAAUUAGGUUUUAUUCGGCUGACUUACUGAGGACUUAAGCCCAGGAUACAGUCUCCCUGAUAGCUCUGAGGGACUGUGCCAGAGAGGUAAGCGGUGAGCCAGGAUAUAGAGCAGUUUUUGCCAAAAACAAAAAACAAAACCAAAAAAACCCCUAAAAAACAGGUAGUCAAAUGUCAAAAGAUUACUGCUGAUUUUUUAAAAAAACAGACAUCUCAUGUUAAUGAAUGUAGCACUUUUCUGUGUAUGGGAAGAUGCAAGAGUCUGGGCUGAUUGAAAUUAUCCCUUUGAUAUGCAUCUUAACUAGGGACCAGUGUCCUGCUUUUCUCCAUCCUGAAUCUCCUCGGCGGCUGCACUGGCUGAUGACUUGAUGGUCACAACAUCCUUUGUUUACUGAUACGGCAGGUGACAUUCUUUGUCCACAGAACCUAAUUUUUAAAAGAGCACUUACAAAUUAAUAAUAAGAAGAGCAACCAGUAGGAGAGGAGCAGAGGUUAAAGACGGAAGAAAAACAAACGUGUGAUUGUGCCCUGGGGCAGCUGCGGUGGGAUGGAAGUGCACAGGUAUUGUAAUCAGAUCAAGGCUGUCAUUUAAGUGAAACAGAUUCAAGUUCUUUGAGGGUUUUUAUUUUUUUCUGCCAUUCCUGUGGGAGAGGAGAAGUAUACCUAGUGAUGCUGUCUUGCUUUAACAGAAAUCUGACCGAUAAAGAAGUACAGUAACGGUUACACUCUAUUCAGGACAGCAGUUUUCAUUUCCUGGGGCUGGUAUAAUCUACUGGGUGGCACAGAAAUUUAUUGUGUCACAGUUCCGAAGGUCACAAGAUAUCAGUGGGGCUUCUUCCCUCAGGGCUGUGAGGGAGAAUCUGUUCCAGGCCCCUCUCCUAGCUUCUGGUGGCCUCAGGUGUUCCUUGGCUCGUAGAGGACUUUCUCCCUGCCUUCACAUCGUCUUCCCUCUGCGCCUCUGUCUCUAUGUCCAAAUGUCCCCUUAGUAUAGUGGAUUACAGCCCACCCUUAAUGACCUCACUUUAACUUGAUCAUCUGCAGAGACCCCAUUUCCAAAUAAGGUCAUAUUCACAGGUAUGGGGUGGGGGCUAGAGUUAGGACUUCAGCGUCCUUGGCGUAACACAGUUCUACCCAUAUAGCAGCGCCAGUCAGAAUGACAGGUUUUUAAGACGUAGUUUUUAUAAGAGGCGUGGCAACAAUGUCCAAAGUAUUAGAAGACUUACAAAAACCCCCUGUUCAGAUAACACAAGGGCAGAUUUAUUUUAACAGAAAACAAAAGAAAUGAGUACUAGUUACAAACAUUCAUACAAAUCUCCAAUAUCAAUUCUUGAGAAAGAUCUUGAUACCUUGUCCAGCUAGAUUAUUUGGCUUAGUUUUGGUUUUUCUGUUUUGUUUUGUUUGUUUUGGCGGAGGCCUAACCAGGACCGCCAGGGAAUUCCGCUUGGCUUAGAUUAUAAUGCAGAACAAUGUCUCUCCACCACGUCCACAGGAGAGAGGGACUGUUGCCAUAUCUUUCUGAGGCUCCUUUUGUUAAUUAUGAAGGCUUGCAUUUUUUAAGGCUAAUCUCUGGAAUUCCGUUAUGAGGCCCAUGGAACUCAGUUUUACUAGGAAAAGUAAAUGGAGAAUGGGCUACAGACGAUUGCACUUAACAGUGAAGUGAAGAUCCUGCAGUGCUUUUCCCCCCACAGGCUCAAGCAUGUAAACUUGAUACGUAACCUUGAACAAGUCCCCUGAGCUCAGAGCUCGCCUAUAAAACGGGGGUGAUGGUCAUGAAACCCAGUUGUGAUAAGGUUUGUGAGAGAGGAUGAGUGUGGCGGGGAGGGGCUUGUUUUCCUUCCAGUUUACGGAGUUCAGUUUCUACCCAGAAUGACCAGUCAAACUAAGGCAAGUUCUUUCCUCCAAAAAAACCCCCAAGAGAUUUGGAGGCAGGAAAGCAGCCACCGUGGGCAAGUGCUGUCCAGGUCCACGCUGGACAGGGUUCUCCCUCUUGGCUUCUGCCACCGGCACAAGAUUCAGUGCCCUCUGCCUAUUCACUCGUCCAGCCACAUUCCAAGCCACAGGCCCUUCCUGCAGCCCUGGGUCAGGACACACUCAGCCCUUCAAGGUUGAGCGCACCUGCCCCCAAGUGGUUCAGGAAUGCAGUGGAAAGAGUGACUCUGGUUUUCAAACACACUUCUGCUGUGGUCAGAACACUUCACAUGAGAUCUACCCCCUUAACAAACUUGAGGUGUAUAGGCAGAGUGUUGUAGAGCAGAUCUCUAGAAUUUAAUCACCUUGCAUAGCUGAAACUUUGUACUCCUUGAAUAACAACUCCCCAUUUCCCCCUGCCCCCAGCCCCUGGCAAUAACCAUUCUAUCUUUGCUUCCAUGUAUUUGACUAUUUUAUUUAUUUUUAAAAUGUUGUUGUUUAUUUAUUUAUUGGCUGCAUUCAGUCUUUGAUGCAGCACAUGGGCUUUCCCUAGUUGCAGAGAGCAAGGGCUACUCUUCAUUGUGGUGCAUGGGCCUUUCAUUGUGGUGGCUUCUCUUGUUGCGGAGCACAGGCUCUAGGUGCAUGGGUUCAGUAGUUGUGGCAUACAGGCUAAAUAGUUGUGGCUCUCGGGCUCUAGAGCGCAGGCUCAGUAGUUGUGGCGCACGGGCUUAGUUACUCCAUGGCAUGUGGGAUCUUCCUGGAGCAGGGAUCGAACUCGUAUCCCCUACAUUGGCAGGGGGAUUCUUAACCACUGUGCCACCUAGGAAGUCCCUGUUUGACCAUUUUAAAUACUUCAUGUGGGGACUUCCCCAGUGGUCCAGGGGUUAAGAUUUUACCUUCCAACACAGGGAGUGCAGGUUUGAUCCCUGGUGGGGGAGUUAAGAUCCCACAUGUCUCAAGCGGCCAUAAAACAGAAACAAUAUUGUAACCAAUUCAAUAAAUACUUCCUGUGAGUGGGAGUGGAAUCACACAGCACUGGCUUAUUUGGUUUAGCAUAGUGUCCUCAAGGGUCAUCCAUGUUGUCACAUACAGCAGCGUUUUUUCUUUUUUAAGGCUGAAUAAAAUAAAAUUCCAUUAUAUGUAUACCACAUUUUCUUUAUCCAUUCAUCUGUCAAUAAAUAUUGAGAUUGUUUCCACAUCUUGGCUAUUGUGAAUAAUGGUGCAGUGAACAUGGACAUGCAGCUAUAUCCUGAUUUUAAUUCUUUUGGAUAAACAUGCAGAAGUGGGGUUGCUGGGUUAUAUGGUUUUUUAAUUUCUGUUUUUAAUUUUCUGAGGAACCGCCAAGCUCUUUUAACAGCUGCAUCAUUUUCUCUUCUCACCAACAAUGUACCAGCGUUCCAAUUCCUCCACAUCCUUGCCAGCACUUAGCCUUUGUUUGUUUGUUUUUAGUAAUACCAUUCCUAACAGGUGUGAGGUGAUAUCUUAGGUUUUGAUUUGCAUUUCCCUGAUGUCUCGUGGUGUUGAGCAUCUUUUCAUAUACCUACUGCCUGUUUGUAUAUCUUCUUGGGAGAAGUGUCUUCAAAUCCUUUGCCUUUUUUGUUUUGUUUUGUUUUUUUGGCCAUGCUGUGUGGAAUGCAGGAUCUUAGUUCCCCAAUCAGGGAUCAAACCCGUGCCCUCUACAUUGGGAGUGCAGAGUCUUAACUACUGGGCCACCAGGGAAGUUCCCCUUUGCCUAUUCUUUAAUUGGUCUAUGUGUUUUUUUGCUGUUGAGUUUGCAUUCCUUAAAUUUUUGAAUAUUAACCCCUUAUCACAUAUAUGGUUUGUAGAUAUUUUGAAAGAAGAUGGGAGACUCAGAGAUUGACGAUUUAGUGCAUAUGUUCCACUUACAACUUUAUCAACACUAACCUUAUAUUGUAGAAUAGAAUCUGCUUUUUUGCAGCUCUAGGGAAAGAAGAAACAUUUUCUUCUGAUAUUUCUGAGAUUCUAUUCCCAGAAGUUUUUUGAGGCAACACAUUGGAAUGUCAUUAGUUAGCACUGAAACAGGAAGGGGGAGGUGUCUCAGAAGCUCAGACUUAAACUCUUGCUUCCAAAUUAUUCUGCAUACUUUCUGGACAUUUGUGCAACAGACCAUUAAAGCAUGGUUUGCUAAGGUGAGCUUCAACACUGUGUGGGUCAGUUUACCUCUGCACAGUUAUUUUAACCUUUUCAGAUUUGGUGACUUUGGGUUGUAUCAAUAGAAUUUUAAGGGGAAAGGUUUGGAGGGGGAGCUAUUUUUAAAUAUGUAAUUUACACAUCUUUCCUUUUGUUUUGCAGAAACUUUAUAGAAAUUGAUUUGAUACCUGCGAUACUUUGACAUGUAAGAGUAAGAAUCCUGUGUUGUUCAAAAGUUAGCCAAUGGCAGAAUAGUUUUGUCCCUGGAAUCUUCUGAAUUUUGUCCAGAAUUCUAUUCCUUUGAAUUAUUGAAACUUGGUUUCUUUUUUUGGUUCCUGGUUCCAUUUUAUUGUUGUUAUCUUGGCACUAAUCUUUGUUUACCCAGGUUCUGACAUUUUUACCCCAGAAUCAAUUACCCCAGAUGGUCUGCUCUGCUGUGUUUUCCAAGCAAACAAAGUGAGCAGGAAAUGAGCUUCCUGAGCCAGAUGGCUUUCUGCUUUCCUAGGAGGCUUUGCCUUUUACAAGCGUGUUUGUCUUACGUCUACUUUUUAAAUUAUAAUUGAUUAAAUACAUAUAAUUUUUGGUUUAAAUCUAAUUAUAUUUUCUUUUUUUUCCAUUUGAAAUUUGGUCCUGACAUUUUGCCUUCUGCUUGACCGAGUCUCCUUUGUAGAAUCUUCCUGUUCUAUUUAAUUUGAACUGCUACAUCCUUUCUGUCGAGUAGCUCUUUCUCCACACCUGGAACUUUGGUCUAGGAUUUCUUUUCACUUUUAGACACUUCCCUUGACAUGACUAGCAGAUGAGGUCUUACCAGCCUUUCCUCCUUGCCUUUUGCACAGACAGGUCAUGCAGUGACCAGGUGUUUGCCCCUCUUUGCUGUUCCUCUUAGGAUGUCACCUCUCCCUAUGCCUUUCUCCUGAUGCAGUGACAGGAAUCCCGGAAAUGGCUGUGUUAAAUGCAGGGACCACUGGGAUUUUGCCGCAACACUUAACCCAGAUCACCAGUAAUAACCCAACUGCCUGCUAGUCCUGAAACACUGCCUCUGCCCCCCAGUGGAGUGGAGGGAGCCAAUCCGGACACCUGGAAGCUGCCCCUUUCCCUCCACUCCAGAUGCAGGUAUUCUCUGUAUCCGGGAGAGAACCUCCUUGAAAUCUAUCAGUCUUGGCUUUUCCUCUUCCAUCUCUCGUCACCCGCCGACUUCUCUAGCCUAUCACUGUCACUCAUUCAUGCGACAUUUAUAAACACCAGCCAUGUGCCAGGCAUCAUGCUGGCUUACCGUCAAGUCAGUGGUCAUGGUAGAGGGUGCUAAGGACAAAGCAAAGAUUUACAAGUCCGCUAAAGGGUGCUCAGUGAGGGAGCCACACAAAGGUCAUUUAAGCUGAGUUUCAAAGGAUUGUUUGCAGUUCACCAGUGAACGCUCUCCAUUCUGCCUCCUUUGCAUCAGAGGACUUCUUGCAGGGGUAAUAGAUUUGGUAAGAUCCUCAGUAGAAAAACCUGGCAGACACCACUGUAAGGAGGUUAUCCAAUGAGCAUCCCCAGUGUCUGUACAACUGCUGUGCCUCCUGAUGUGAUGCACUGAGAAGAACGCAACAAUGUUUCUGUGAUGUUGCUACCAAAGAUGCAUCACCUGAAUGUAAUUAUAGAGAAACAUGAGACCAACCCAGAUGGAGGGGCAUCCUACAAAGUAACCGGUCAAUGUUAUGAAGAUGAAGACUGAGAAACUGUUCCAGUUAAAGCAGGUGAAGGAGACAUGGCAACUGAAUACAAUGCAUGAUCCCGGAUUUUCUUUUAUACUGGACAUCACUGGGACAGUCGGCAAAAUCUGAAUAUUAUCUGAAGGUUAUAUUAUUACGUCAAUUGUUAAUUUCCUGAUCUUGAGACUUGUACUGUGGUUAUGGAAGAGAAUGUCCUUGUUUUUAGGAAAUACACACCGAAGUAGUGGGGGGGUGUAAAGUGGUACCAUGUCUGCAACUUAUUCUUUUUUUCUUUCUUUUUAAAUUUUACUUAUUUAUUUAUUUAGGCUGCGUUGGGUCUUUGCUGCAUGUGAGAUUUCUCUAUUUGCGGCGAGCGGGGGCUACUCUUCGUUGAGAUGCAUAGGCUUCUCUUGUUGCAGAGCACGGGCUCUAGGUGUGAGGGCUUCAGUAGUUACAGCACGUGGGCCAGUAGUUGUGGCUCGUGCGCUCUAGAGUGCAGGCUCAGUAGUUGUGGCGCAUGAGCUUAGUUGCUACGCAGCAUGUGGGAUCUUCCCGGACUAGGGAUCAAACCUGUAUCCCCUGCAUUAGCAGGUGGAUUCUUAACCACUGCGCCACCAGGGAAGUCCCACAACUUAUUCUUAAAUGGUAAAGAAAAAAUGUGUAUGUGUAUGAGUGUGGGGAGGGGAGGGAGGGAAGGAGGAAGGAAGAGAUACAGAGCAAAUGUAGUGAUGUUAACAUCUGGGGAAAUCUGGGUGAAGAACAUACAAGGAAUUCUUUGCACUGUUUUGCGACUUUCCUGUAAGUCUGAAGUUUUGUCCCCCCACCCCCAAUUUUUUUAAUCGUCAGGGUCCCACUAAGAGGACAGACAGCUUUGCCUUCUUGUGACGAGUCCUUAGGCCUCAGGACCUGUGAACGUGGGGAUACAGGGCUGUAACUCUUGGGCUUGCAGAAGCAGGAAUCCAUGCAAGCGUGGCUUCACUGCGCUGCUUUCAGGAUCUUAGUUUGGGGCCAGGGGUUGAACCCAGGCCCCAGCAGUAAAAGCUCCGAGUCCUAACACAACUGUUGAGCCCAUGGGCCGCAACUACUGAAGCCUGUGCACCUAGAGCCCAUGCUCUGCAACAAGAGAAGCCACCGCAAUGAGAAGCCUGCACACCGCAACGGCAACGAACAGUGGCCCCACCUCCCUUCAACUAGAGAAAGCCCAUGUACACCAACAAAGACCCAAUACAGCCAAUAAAUAAAUGAAGAAAUUUAUUUAAAAAAAGAAGAAGAAACAAAGUCCCUAGCUUACAUGAGGGUUCACUCUUGGUGGUGUACAUUGUAUGGGUUUUGACAAAUGUAAAAUGACAUGUAUCCACCAUUCAUUGUCAUACAGAACAGUUUCACUGUCCUAAAAAUACCCUAUUUGUCCCUCCCUCUCUACUCUCCAAUGCCUGACAACCACUGAUGUUUUUACUGUCUCCAUAGUUUUGCCUCUUCAAGAACGUCAUAGGGUUGGAAUGACAGAGUAUGUAGCCUUUUCAGGUUGGCUUCUUUCACUCACUAAUACACAUUUAAGCUUCCUCCAUGUCUUUUCGUGGCUUGAUAGCUCGUUUCUUUUUAUCACUGAUCAAUAUUCCGCUGUAUGGAUGUAUCACAGUUUAUCCAUUCACCUAUUGAUGGACAUUUAGGUUGCUUCCAAUUUUUGGCAGUUAUGAGUAAAGCUGCUAUAAUUAUAUGCAAGUUUGUGUGUGGGCAUAUAUUUUCAGUUCAUUUGGGUAAAUACCUUGGUGUGUAAUUGUGGGAUCUUAUGGUAACAGUGUGUUUAGUUUUUUUUUUUAACUUUUUAUUUUUUUAUUUUUUACAAUAAACUGCAUAUAUUUAGAGUGUACAAUUUGGUAUCCCAGUCUCCCAAUUCAUUCCCCCCCCAACCCUCCCUGCUUUCCCCGCUUGGUGUCCAUAUGUUUAUUCUCUACAUCUGUGUCUCUAUUUCUGCCUUGCAAACUGCUUGAUUUGUACCAUUUUUCUAUAGUCCACAUAUAUGUGUUAAUAUACAAUAUUUGGUUUUCUCUUUCUGACUCACUUUACUCUGUAUGACAGUCUCUGGGUCCAUCCAUGUCUCUAAAAAUGUCCCAGUUUCAUUGCUUUUUACAGCUGAGUAAUAUUCCAUUGUAUGUAUGUACCACAUCUUCUUUAUCCAUUCAUCUGUUGAUGGACAUUUAGGUUGCUUCCAUGUCCUGGCUAUCAUAAAUAGUGCUGCAAUGAACAUUGGAGUGCAUGUGUCUUUUUGAAUUAUGGUGUUCUCUGGGUAUAUGCCCAGGAGUGGGAUUGCUGGGUCACAUGGUAGUUCUAUUUUUAGUUUUGCAAGGAACCUCCAUACUGUUCCCCAUAGUGGUUGUAUCAAUUUACAUUCCCACCAGCAGUGCAAGAGGGUUCCCUUUUCUCCACACCCUCUCCAGCAUUUACUGUUUGUCGAUUUUCUGAUGAUGCCCAU
This is a messenger RNA of Hippopotamus amphibius kiboko, 13121 nucleotides long. RefSeq names its product KRAB-A domain containing 2 (gene KRABD2). Gene Ontology annotation, molecular function: nucleic acid binding. The transcript is spliced from 3 exons. Gene Ontology annotation, biological process: DNA integration. The record is from RefSeq and is a predicted model, not a curated record. Lineage: Eukaryota; Metazoa; Chordata; Mammalia; Artiodactyla; Hippopotamidae. Bases 869 to 2152 code for a protein of 427 amino acids.